Messenger RNA from Sturnus vulgaris (Common starling), 1162 nucleotides. It is a transcript of the gene LRRC3C, whose product is annotated as leucine rich repeat containing 3C. Gene Ontology annotation, cellular component: plasma membrane. Gene Ontology annotation, molecular function: protein binding. Lineage: Eukaryota; Metazoa; Chordata; Aves; Passeriformes; Sturnidae. The record is from RefSeq and is a predicted model, not a curated record.
UGCAGCACCAUGACUGCAGCUCGGGGGCUUCUCCUCCACCCCAUCACCAUGGGACUGUUCCUGCAGAGCCUCUUCCUCCUCCUGGGCUCCUGCCUCCAUCCAGCUGCUGCCUUCCCCAAGGGCUGUUACCCCUCAGAAGAGGAGGGGCUGAAGACCUUUCGCUGCAGCAAUGCUCAGCUGACUGAGGUCCCCAGAGACAUCCCCAAUGACACCAACAAGCUCUACCUGGACUUCAACCAAAUCUCCUUCCUGCCUCGCGAUGCCUUCCGGGACCUGCCACUCCUGCUGGAGUUGGAUCUGUCCCACAAUGCCAUCACCAGAAUCGAAAGUGGGGCUUUUCAGGGCCUAGCAGAGCACUUGCACUCUCUGGACUUGUCUUCCAACAGGCUGGUGUCAGUCAGCAAAGACGCCUUUGGCAACCUGAAAGCCAAGGUGAACCUGUCCAGCAACCCAUGGCUGUGUGACUGUCGGCUGCAGGAGCUGAUCCGUGCAGUGGAGCUGGCGGCCGACUCCUCAGGGGGCAUCGUGUGUGACUCCUCCACGCAGGAGGAGCACGUGGGAAAAGCUUUCCUGCAGGUCAUUGCCGACACGGACUUCUGCAACGUGUACAAGAAGACCACGGACAUCGCCAUGCUGGUCACCAUGUUUGGCUGGUUCGCCAUGGUGAUUUCCUACCUGGUCUACUACGUGAGGCAGAACCAGGAGGACGCCCGGCGGCACCUGGAGUAUCUCAAGUCACUGCCCAGCAAGCAGCGGCGAUCGGAGGAGUCAUCCACCAUCAGCACCGUGGUGUGAGCACCAGCAACCUGCAGGACAUAGGGAUGUGUGGAGAUGAGGACCGGCCACUCCAGGGGCUCGCCACGGCUGCAGGAGCUGUCACCAGCCACUGGCAUCGCACAGAGAUACUCAUGGAUUUGUUCCGUUCUCCUCCUGGCAGCAGCAGCCACAGCUGAUGAGUCCCUGGCUCUGGUGGCUGAGGUCAGGGAUGGAUAUCAGCCAUGAGCAUGGAGGAUCCGCAGCAUUCUCCCAAGUUACGAAGGACUGGAGCAACCCGGAGCAUCCCCCUGGCGUGCGGCCAUUGCUCUGACUGAUCUGGACAUUUGGACUUCAUCUAAAACUUUUUCUAUUUCCUUUGCAGAAAUCCCCUGGGGCAUUAAUGGAA